Molecule: messenger RNA, 2149 nt
Organism: Lactuca saligna
Lineage: Eukaryota; Viridiplantae; Streptophyta; Magnoliopsida; Asterales; Asteraceae
Source: the annotation of a GenBank genome assembly
AAGGACAUAACUUUGAUGGAUUUUUUCCAACUAUUAUCUAUCUUUAUGAUUAUCCUUUCAUUUCUUUAAAUUCAUCACCCUUCUUCCAGUCUUCUUUGUACUCCCACUGCUACACAUUCAAUUCCUCACUCAUCGAUCACACGCUCACACCUAUAAUUCAAUUUCCCAUAAUAAAUUUUACACCAAUUUCUCAAUCAUUGCUUUCAAUUUCAUUUCUACCAACUAAAACAACUGAAUUCCCCUUAAUUACUCCCCCUAGAUCUGCUCCCUAACAAAAUUGUUCGAGGGUUUCGCUUUAAUUUCGCCUUUGAUGUUAUCCCACUUCUGGAUUUUGCAGAAAGAGAGGUUUACUUGAGGUAUGACGACGGCGAGCAGUUUCGUUUCCGGGUCCGGGUCGUUGAGUUCAAAACCUGCAACGGGUGUGUCAGAUCAGUUCCCUGUGGGUUUGAGAGUUCUUGUUGUUGAUGACGAUGUUACUUGUUUAAAGAUUUUGGAACAAAUGCUUCGCAGAUGCUCGUAUCAUGUUACAACUUGCUCACAAGCAACUGCUGCUUUAAAUAUAUUAAGGGAAAGAAAAGGUGGAUUUGAUGUGGUUUUAAGUGAUGUUCAUAUGCCUGAUAUGGAUGGAUUUAAGCUUCUUGAACUCGUUGGGUUAGAAAUGGAUCUUCCUGUCAUAAUGAUGUCAGCAGAUGGAAGAACGAAUCUUGUGUUGAGGGGAAUAAGACAUGGGGCAUGUGAUUACUUAAUCAAGCCUAUACGUGAAGAACAACUAAAGAACAUAUGGCAACAUGUUAUAAGAAAAAAAUGGAAUGAAAAUAAAGAACAUGAAAAUUCAGGGAGCAUGGAACACAAAAGAGGAGGAGGAGGCGAUGAUAAUCAUGAUAGUGAGUAUGGUUCUUCUGUUAAUGAAGGAGGAGAAAAUGGGUUGCUGACGUGUCAUAAAAAAAGAAGAAGUAUUAAAGAAGAAGAUGAUUGUGAACUUGAAAGUGAUGAUCCAUCUGCUUCAAAAAAGCCACGUGUUGUUUGGUCUGUGGAGUUGCAUCAGCAAUUCGUUAGUGCUGUGAAUCAACUUGGAAUUGAUAAGGCUGUUCCAAAGAGAAUUCUUGAAUUGAUGAAUGUGCCAGGUUUGACUAGAGAAAACGUUGCAAGUCAUUUGCAGAAGUUUAGAUUAUACUUAAAGAGAUUAAGUGGUGUGGGAGGUCAACAAGGAGGGGGUCCAAAUUCAUUUUGUGGGCCCAUCGAACAAAAUAAAAAACUAGGUUUAUACGGAAGGUUCGAGAUCCAAGCACUGGCGGCUUCCGGCCAAAUCCCGCCGGAAACACUGGCGGCACUUCACGCUGAACUUUUCGGGCGGCCAACCGGAAAUGUCAACUUGCCGCUAGUUGACCACCAACCGAUAUUACAAUCAUCUAAUUACACUCAACCCCUCCCAUCAAAGCAAAUCUCACAACCCGUUGUAGAAGAUGUUCAUUCAUGGCAUUCCAACAACAUGAUUGGUAAUUAUGGUGGAUUGGGAGGGCAAAAUGGUAAUUUAAUAGGGGUAAUGCCAAGUCAGCAGGUUCAGAAACAAGCGAUCACGGUUCAACCCUCGCGUCUUGUUGUCCCGAAUAAUCAAUCAUCAUCGGUUAGUUUUCAAGGGGGGAGUAGUGGCGUUUUGGUAAAUUCGGGUGAGAAACAAAUUUCAUUUGGUGAAUGUGUUCAAGUGCUUGAUCAAGGACCUUUGAAGAAUCUUGGAUUUGUGGUGUCUUCUCUGAAUAGGUUUAGAUCGUGAUUUACAUAUCAAGAUCGUUGGUUGGAAGAUUCAUCUACAAAUCAGAAAUGAAUCAUGAAGGUGAUGAAUUGGUGUUCUUAGAGAUCAAGAAGAGUGUUGUUAGGUAGGAUUAUUAUUGAACAAGUUCAUAGAAUCGUGGGACUUGUUGAUCUUAUUAUAUAUAAGUUUUUAAGGGUUAUGUGUAGCUCAUUCAUCAAUAGUUAUGCAAAGAUUUAGUGAUUGUAAUUAUGUCUCUCUUGUAUGGUAGUUGUAGAAUUGUAUCGUAAUGUUUUUACUCGAUUCAUAUCUUCAAGAAUAUGAACUCUUGCGAAUGAUUCUGCUAUGAAUGUUUUUUAGAUGUGUAAAAUAAAACCAAAUUUAGAUCUUGAAUUAUAUGAA